CUGAAUCACUGACCCCCCACCCUCUCUUUCUUUCUCAAUCUCUCUCUCUCUCUCUCUCUCUCUCUCUUUGUCUCGUUUUCGUUCUCGUCGGUGAGAUCGAUUCUUUGCCUGGCUUUGUUGGAAAAGUCAUGGCCCAACAAGGAUCCGACUUCACGUAUACCUACCGCCCUAUUGCCCCGAAGUCAACUCAGAGAAACAAGCGGGAAGCUCCCGACCCCCCGGAGCCCCAAGGGCCCAAGAAAGACAAAAUAAAGAGAUCGAGUACAUCCUGCGUAGUGUGUAAGCAGAAGAGGGUACGAUGCAACUGGGAGCAAGUGGGCAUUCCUUGCACGCACUGCCAGCUUCAACGACAAAACUGCAUCGUCGACAAGUUCAGCGACAGACGUCGCAAGGAAACGGCGGAAUACAUUAGCGCCCAAGCCAGCUACUACCGCGGCUACCUCGAGCAGGUCAUCCGGGUCUUUGGCGCCGACGACGAGGCAAUCGUCCAGGCGGCCAUCGAAAUCAUCCAAGCCAAGCUUCCCGACGAGGAGACCCGGGCCCGGCUGGACGCUCUGGUCCCCCCGGACGAGCAGCAACCGUCUCUCCUGCCGGAGGAGGAGGUGUUGCAUGCGAUUCUCCAAGCUGGAAAGGUGAAGGGCGAAAAUGUUGCGGUUGGCUCGGGAAAGCUGGGGUUAGAUUCUAUUCCGGAACAGACUUGAAAUCUGGAGCAUCGGGCGAUUUAAGCGAGUUGGGCGGCCUGGGCGGGCUCUUUCCCGAGUUCUAUUUCUUCACCCCCGGGGAACGGAGUGAGCGAGAAUGGUUCUGCUCUUGUUGCGUUGUGAGAGUAGAGGCUGCUGGUCAAGGCCAGGUGGGGGUUUCCAUUCUUUGCUAGCCUGGUGUACUCGAGCUCGCUCUCUCUGUGUCAAGGUACGAGCGUAAUGUUGAACGAGCCCUUGUUUCUCACCUGUGCCACCGGCUGUUUACUUCAGGGUGGGUGAACGCGAGGUGACCAGUCCAAGGAAGAUAGAGCGCUAUUGCGGGGGGUGGAUAAGGUGCAGAGUAGUGAGAGCACGAG
This is a messenger RNA of Aspergillus saccharolyticus JOP 1030-1, 1057 nucleotides long. RefSeq names its product Zn(II)2Cys6 transcription factor domain-containing protein. Lineage: Eukaryota; Fungi; Ascomycota; Eurotiomycetes; Eurotiales; Aspergillaceae. Gene Ontology annotation, biological process: regulation of DNA-templated transcription. Gene Ontology annotation, molecular function: DNA-binding transcription factor activity, RNA polymerase II-specific; zinc ion binding. The record is from RefSeq and is a predicted model, not a curated record. The transcript has 2 exons. The coding region runs from base 129 to 701 and encodes 190 amino acids.